UCCACUUACCAAAAACCCUACUCUCCCUUUUAACCCAUCAUUAUUGUCAAAUUUCACUGCUUCCAAUUUAGGGUUUGAGUCGCAAUGGGUUCUCUCUGCCACGCCGAUUAUGAAAUCGCGCCGAUCAAGACCAAUCCACCUCUCGAUUCUGACGAUACUGAGGUUAUUGAGGAUGAUACACAAGCGGUGUGUCUUGCCGGUGAAACCCAAGUGAUGGAUCUCGGCGGCGAGACUCAGCUGUUGGACUGCAUUGGGGACAUGGAGACUCAGUUACUGGAUUUGGAUGAUCGGGUUGUUAGUGACAGUGAAGGGGAGGACUCGGAUGCCACUCAGCUUUUGGAUGUCGAGGAGGAGGUGUCCAUGAGAAGAGGUGAGGGGGAGUUGGUGGUUGAGGAGAGAACUCAAUGCCGUGAGAAGAGGCUGAUGCAGCAAGAGAGUCGUUUGGUCGAUGAAGAACAUAAUGCAGGGCUUCAUGUUUCUACUACAACACCUGUGGUUGAAGAGUCCCCAGAACUGAAAUCUGGAUAUGUGCGCAUGCAUUUCACUUCUGUCCGAGCAGCAUCCUUGCGGGCCUCUGGUCUAGCGGCUCGGAACAACAGUGGGUCUCGUUAUUCUUUGGAGCACCUUACAACUGUAGGUGGUGAGGAAGACAAUCAGGGAAAUGAUAUGGGUCGGAACAAUGAUAAAGUAAAAAGUUCAAGGGUUUGCAGUUCAACAGUGAGAAAACUUUUUACUGACAAUCCAGAAGCUGAAAUUGAGGAGUUUCCUCAUGAGAGUAAUAGUUUUGAAGAAUGUGAAGACUUGCUUCAGUUGCCUUCUUGUGAUUUGGCAGGGUUAAGCUAUGCUGAUUCUCAAGAACCUGGAGAGUUAUCACAGGCUAAUGCUCUCAAUUUUGUGGAUAAGUUUCUCCAAGAUAAUGUUGAGGAGUUUGAUAAAGAAGGAGAGUGCAGAAAGAGUUCUAAGAAAAUUACAAAAGUUGUCUCAAGUGCAAAAGGGCCACAAAUAUUGGCGAAGAAAGCCAAUGAGAUAAGCUUAGUUACAGAUGCAGGCAUUUAUGAGUGGGAUGAUAAUCGUGAGGAUGAAGGAGGAGGUGAAUUGUUUCGCCGGAAAAGGACAGACUUCUUUAGUGGUGGAAGUCAUGGGUCGAAAUCUCUUCCCCAACCUUGGAAAGUGAAAAGGAACAGAGCGGACGAGCCGCAUGAUAACAAACAAACCUUACAGGGAAAGAACAAGAAAGUUGGUGCAGUUCAUUCUGAUUCCAAAUUGUUGGUGCAGAAUUCAAAAGCCAGUGAGGUGAUGGAAUGUGAAGAUGAAAUGAGACACAAAAGGAAUCUCACUAAUGAGUUUGAUGAACAGUUCAAUAUGUGCUCCACUAGAGGACAGUUGGAUGCUCAUGUUAAUAAGCCCCAGGUGCCUGAAAUGCUAAAUGUAGGUUUUGAUACUCAAAUAGCUGCUGAAGCUAUGGAAGCCUUAUUCAACGGUGAAGGAAUUUCCAAUUGUGAGGUCAAUAAUGCUAUUCACAGAAACUCACCUGAAGGUUCAAUGGGAGAAAAGAGCAAGAACACAAGUGUGAAGAAACCCCCUUCUCGAAAAAGAGCACACCUUUCUGAUGCAGGGGUUGAUUCCCGAAAAUCCCAACAAGCCAAGAAAACAAGGAGGGUUGAUCCUAACUCAAUUGAAGAUUCCUCAAUAGCACCUCUGGAAAAUUCUAAGAAUGCCAGGAAGCGGCAUGAAUCUGCAUUGGUGAUAAUAAAAUCAAAGAAGGCCGAGUCACGUGCUGCAAAACACGUAAAUAUCAGUCAGAGGAAAGUCUCAGAGAGAACACUGUCUGUUUCCAUUGAUCGAGGCACAGAAGGAUCUAAAAAACAGAAUUUACAACAUGGUGGUACCUUUACACCCAUUGCAUGUCGAACUAGGCAGUCUAUGCUGGUGAAUCAGUUCAAUGAAGCUGAAAAUCCAUCCAGUGAUUGUGGAGACGAGUCUAACAAUGUGAUGGAGGAUGUUGCUGGUGUUCAGUUGAGUGAAAACUCUUCAAAGCUGGGUCUGAAUCAAGCUAGCAGGGUUGGAAACACAAAACAAAACCAAAACGAGCAUGCAGAUGUUAAUUUUGAAGCUGUUGGUAACGGUGUCAAGUUGGAUGGGUUAAGCUUUCCUAGAGGACAAAGAUCUCGGCGAAUUUUGUCCAGCAAGGUUCAUGGCCCUGGUAACUUAGAUGUUCCAUCUGAGCCAUCUAUUCAGCCACAGAAAUUUGGAAACUAUGGCACUAGGCGCAAGAGGUCACAGGAUGCUAGAAGCACUACUGUUGAUAAUACGUUUAAAAGAGAAACACGAUCUUCCACACGUGGAUCUCUUGUAAAUAAGAAUUUGGAAGAAAAUUUUGCACAGAAAAACUUAGACAAAGGAGGUUGUGAUGGUGCUCCCCCUCAUUGUAAUUCUUCUCAUAACGAUGGGAAAACAAUCUCAGAGAAGAUAAUUGUGGAGAAGACUGUUUGGGUCCCUGACAGGUUGCAUGAUGCAACACCCUCUUCUGUUAAAAUGAGGGAUGAAUCCCCACGUCAGAAAGGUAGCUGUCAACAAUCCGAUGCAGCAUGUAAUACUCCGGUUAACCACAAUAAGGUGGUUGUGAAUGAUGCGUCUCCUGUUUGUAUGGGUAAUGAAUAUUUCAAACAGUCAUGCAAGAGGAGCCUAUCAAGGCCGAGCCUUUUGAAAGAACUUCGUGACUUGAGUUCACUUGAGUAUGAACCAACUUCAGCAUCAAAGGAUUUAAGGAGGAGGAGAGACAUGACUGAUGUUCGAGUACUAUAUAGUCACCACUUGGAUGAGGACAUAAUUAAGCGGCAGAAAAAGGUUUUGGGCCGACUAGGAGUUUCUGUUGCAUCCUCUAUGACAGAUGCCACACACUUCGUAGCAGAUCAGUUUGUGCGAACAAGGAAUAUGUUAGAAGCUAUAGCUACUGGGAAACCAGUGGUCACACAUUUAUGGCUAGAGAGCUGUGGACAAGCUAACUGCUUCAUUGACGAGAAAAAUUACAUACUAAGGGAUUCUAAAAAGGAGAAGGAGUUUGGAUUUAGCAUGCCAGCUUCACUGGCACAUGCAUGCCAAUAUCCACUUUUAAAGGUAAAUCUUAAGUUUGUGUCGGAUCGGAAAGUCUUUAUCACCCCAAAUACAAAGCCUGGUAAAGAAACGAUUUCGAGUCUGGUUAAAGCAGUCAAUGGCCAGGCAGUGGAGAGAAUUGGCAGAUCUGCUUUGACGGCUAAUCAGAUUCCAGAUAAUCUGUUGGUUCUAUCUUGCGAAGAAGAUUAUGAAAUUUGUGUGCCUUUACUUGAAAAAGGAGCUGCAGUUUACAGCUCAGAGCUGGUAUUGAAUGGGAUUGUUACUCAAAGGCUGGAAUUUGAAAGACAUCGCCUUUUUACUGAUCAAGUUAAGAAAACCCGGUCUACCAUAUGGUUGAGGAAAGAUGGCAAUAAGUUCCAGCCAGUGUCCAAAAAAUAAAUAAGGUGGUACCUCUAUUUAUUAAUAUCCUUCCUCAGAUUUCCAGUUUCUCCUUGGCCAUAUUUGUUAGGUACGAGGUUGGUCUGCAUUCAUAUUCAAGUUAUGUUAUCUUUGUAUUUCCAUGUAAAAAAGUAGUUAUGCUGUAUAUAACCGAAAAUGUGUAAUUUCUCUUUUCCUUGUAGUACUCCUAUAUUGGGGUUAUGUAGCUAGUGCAUAAUGGAUCAAGGGAUGUGAACAUAUACUGGAGUGUAUACUAGUUAGUUUGUUCUACCCUUCAAUAAGAGUUCCAAAAGAGAUUAUUUUAU
Messenger RNA from Fragaria vesca subsp. vesca, 3797 nucleotides. RefSeq lists its product as uncharacterized. Bases 85 to 3492 code for a protein of 1135 amino acids. The record is from RefSeq and is a predicted model, not a curated record. Lineage: Eukaryota; Viridiplantae; Streptophyta; Magnoliopsida; Rosales; Rosaceae. The transcript is spliced from 9 exons.